GUAUGACCCUGUUAUUGGUAGAGGCACUCGGUGAAAAAAUGACGGAAUCGUGGAUGUUCUCUCAUCGAGAAAAUACUACAAAUAUGAUCCAUUUAUUCUAGGUAAGUUUGUUAUAUUCCAUAUCCGUAUGUAAGGAAACCGAAGCAGUCUUGGCUCAAUGUUCUAAAAGUGAAUCCGAGGAGAAUCAUUUUCGGAGAAUAUGAAGAAAAAGAUCUAGUGACUUUGCAACAAGAAAACAAUGAUGCUGUUAUGAUGACCACAGUUGAAGACCUUGAAGUCGACCAUUUGGUACAUGCUCCUGGAGAACCGAUCAAUAUUGAUUUCGACGUGGCAGAUGCAGAACCUAAUGAUGAAUUCCGAUGUAAUUUAUCAUAAUUCAGAUGAUGAUGAAGAUGGAGAUGAAGAUGAACCAUACUAAGUUGAUUAAUUAAGUACUCAUAUGUAUAAUAUUAUCUUGUAAUAUGAUGUUCUAAACUUCGGUUACCAUAUAUAAUAUUAUGUUUCAUAUAUAUGUUAUACACUUUAUUUGUCAUAUUUAAUAUACUAUGUUGUAAGAUGAUGUUAUUUUUGAUUUAGGGUUUCGAUUUUGGGAUUAGGGUUUCGAUUUAGGGGUUAGGAUCCAGGUUUAUUAUGUACAUUUUUAUUUGCCUCCAAAAGUUCUUAAAUCGCAAAAUUUUUUUAAAAUAUAUGUUCUAAUAUUAAAUUAUGUAUAUUUGUAUUUUCAAAUUUAUUUUCAAAUUUAACGACUGAUUACCUACUGAUUACCGACUAUUCAGCCAAAAAUUUGGUUUUGCCUCCAAAAAUUAUUGAACCGCGAAAAUAUUUGGUUAUAAUUUGAUAUUGAAUUUCAAUUUAAUUUUCAUUUUAAAAAAUGGUGACUAAAUUCCGACUGAUCUAAACCGCGAAAACCCAAAAUUUUAUUUCAUUUUUGGACCUAAAGCCCGCGUGAACCAAAGCCCAAGAGGUUAUUACCCUUUCUGUUUUCGCGAAAGAAGAAACCCUAAUCUCUGACUCUCAAUCUCGACGGCCACUCUCUGAUAACCGACGAAUCUCGAUCUCGAUCUCGAUCUCUCCCACUGAUAUCUCCCACUGAUCUCUACCACCGAUCUCUCCGAAUAUGGGUGGAAAGAGGAAGCGAAAUACCAUCAAACCGAACACCUCUCGGGUUACACAACGCCCGUCUACUUUACCAACUCAGUAUGACUUCGUACCGAGGGAUCCAUCUCCGUCCAUCCCACCCGUUCUCCCUAAGAAAAAUCCUCUCCCUAAGAACAAUCCUCUCCCGUCUGUUCGCGAUUAUCCUCCUCCGAGAAAGCUUUUUCCGACAACGAACUUCCCACCUUCUCAAUCAGCUAUGUCGCCUCUCACUCCAGCUGCUGCGACGUCUCAACCUCAACAGCGACAAACUCAGUCGACUGAACAUAUGAACGCACUUCCUCCAAGUCAAGCGGCUCCCGUUCGAGCAUCUCAAACGCCUCACAGUUCUGAAGAACAAAAUUCUCAUUUUCCAGAAGAGAAGGAGGAGGAUAUGUCCGAUGUAGAGGCUCCGGUUCAACCUAAUCUUGCCUCUGACCAUUUGGUUCUUUUGAACUCCCUCCUAAACCAGCCAGGUCGAGCGAAGAACACAACUGUCCUGUCUCGCAACCUUGAGCCUGAAACCACAUGGUUUGGUUAUGACAAGUCGAGCUUGUCUAGGAAGAUUACCAAGAUUUUAAGGAACAAGUUUAAUAAGUCUUUCUACAGCUGGACUCAUGUGCCUAGAGACAGACAAGAAAAUUACUUUUUGGAAUUUGCCAAAACACAUGGGAUCCAUCAUUGACUGGUGUUGUGCAAGAACAUUUCGAGGCCAUUGCUCUAUUACGACUGAAAGACAUGGUCAGCGAAGUAAGGACUUCUCGGCAGCAGCCUGAUUGGAUACGCGACACACUGUGGAAAACAAUGACCGACUAUUGGGACACUGACGCUGCGGUUGCAAAGAGUGCUACAGCAUCAGCAUCUAGAAUGUCUGACCGUCAAGGUCUUGGCUUUCACACGCAUAACUCUGGCCAGAAGUCUUAUAUGCAGCUCCACCAAGAGAUGGUUGUUGAAUUGGGAAGACCAAUGAGCUUUGGUGAAGUAUUCAUCAGAGCUCAUACAAAGUCUGAUGGAACCUUUAGUGAUUUCAAAGCUGAACAAGUUAUUGAGGCUUUCAAGAACAAAAAGUAAGCUAAGUUGGCCACCCUUGAGACUGAUGAUCACACCGAGACUGGGCAGCAUCCACCACUAUCAAUAGAAGAGGAGAAUGAGCUGUUUAUUCAGGUCACUUUCACCAAUGACAGGGGGCAAAUUUAUGGCCUUGGAAGCUUGAAGAACCAACUUAAUAAAGUGGUAUAUGACCCAAGAAGCUUGUCCUCUUUCAUCCAAAUGCAACAGCAACUUGAAGAAGCUCAACGCCAAAUCAAAGAACAAGCUGCUCUUCUUGCAAAGGCUGAGGAAGAUCGUGCCCAAGCUGCUGCUGCUGCGGCAAAGGCUGAGGAAGAGCGUUCCAGAGUUAUAACUACUCAGCAAGCUACGAUCGAUGAGUUGUUAAUGGUUCGGAAGUACAUGGCCACCACAGACCAGAGAUUCUUGGACUUCAUCUCCAAAGAAACAGCUUCAUCUGAUCCCCAUCAUGUUUAGGUCUUGCAUUUCCCUUCUUUUGUACUAAAAACUAUCUUUUUGAUGUGUGAAACUUGUAAACUCUUUGGAGUUGUUCUUUCUGUUUGAAACUUGAAAACUCCUAAGUAUUGGAGUUCUUUUGUGUAUGGUACAUGUAUUUAAAACUUUUAUGAUUUCAAAA
This is a messenger RNA of Brassica napus (rape), 2818 nucleotides long. RefSeq lists its product as uncharacterized. The coding region runs from base 1118 to 1819 and encodes 233 amino acids. The record is from RefSeq and is a predicted model, not a curated record. The transcript is spliced from 5 exons. NCBI's taxonomy places the organism in Eukaryota, Viridiplantae, Streptophyta, Magnoliopsida, Brassicales, Brassicaceae.